This is a messenger RNA of Drosophila erecta, 685 nucleotides long. RefSeq names its product 39S ribosomal protein L54, mitochondrial (gene mRpL54). The coding region runs from base 141 to 539 and encodes 132 amino acids. Lineage: Eukaryota; Metazoa; Arthropoda; Insecta; Diptera; Drosophilidae. The record is from RefSeq and is a predicted model, not a curated record. Gene Ontology annotation, molecular function: structural constituent of ribosome. Gene Ontology annotation, cellular component: mitochondrial large ribosomal subunit. The transcript is spliced from 3 exons.
UUGAAAAAUCAGCUGACUUUAUAACCAGGGCUGCAACGACACACUUACAGUUUUUAGAUUAUACAACAAAACGGAUGGUUUACUAAAUAUCUAUCUGUAAAUUAACAUUUGCCGAAAACAGAUUAAAUAAAACAUAAGACAUGACCAGCUUUACGACCGUUUUCCAAAUGGCAAGGCAGCGAUUGAUAGCCCCAGCGAUAGGAAACUGGGCACGUUUCUAUGCCGCAAAACCUGCGCCGGCAGCGAGCAAGAAAAAGAAGCUUGGCAAGCUGGGGCCCAUCGUGGAGAAGAAGGUCCUUCCCGUGGAGACCGAUGCCAACAAGCUGGUGAACUAUGUGUGCGGUAGUAACUACCUGAAAACAGGAGAAGAUGUCAAGAUCAAACCGGAUGCGGAGUACCCCGAAUGGCUGUGGACGCUGAACACGGAACGCAUCAUUCCUCUGGACGAACUGGACCCCAACACCAAGCAGUACUGGCGCCGCUUGAGGAAACUGGCCUUGCGGCGCAACAAUCAGCUGUCCAAGCUAAAGAAGUUCUAGAACCUAUAGCCCGGGGUGUUAUUGUUGAUUCUUGAGGCCCAACCAACCCUCAAAGUGGCCCAUGUUGUUUGCGAUGCUCUCCUGAGCAACAAGUGUGCAAACACCAUGUCUUUUUUUAUUUUUACUAAAAGCGAACUGCAAAUACA